Messenger RNA from Maylandia zebra (zebra mbuna), 11631 nucleotides. It is a transcript of the gene pou2f2b, whose product is annotated as POU class 2 homeobox 2b. Lineage: Eukaryota; Metazoa; Chordata; Actinopteri; Cichliformes; Cichlidae. Gene Ontology annotation, cellular component: nucleus. Gene Ontology annotation, molecular function: DNA-binding transcription factor activity, RNA polymerase II-specific; RNA polymerase II cis-regulatory region sequence-specific DNA binding. Gene Ontology annotation, biological process: regulation of transcription by RNA polymerase II. The record is from RefSeq and is a predicted model, not a curated record.
UCGAAUGAGCUGUUGGGGUUCCCAAAUAAUAUCGGGGACAAACAGACAGACAAAAACAGACACACAGACGGAUGGACGGAGAUAGGCAAGUGUUCCGAUAAAACGCGACACCAUAAUUCGGAUUUCAGUAGAUACGCUUUCUUAUUUCCGUUUGGGUUUUUUUUCGGUUUUUAGUCUGAUUUUUUUUGUUAUUUAUUUACCCGCUGUAUUUAUUUAUUUGUUUAUCUAUCGAUUGAUUGCGUUUUAAUUACUGCCUUGUGACAGAGAGCGAGGGAGGAGGAGCGUCAGGGCCAAGCGCGCGCGCGCGUUGUGUUUGUGUGUAUAUGUGUGUGUGCGCGUGUGUGUUUGUGUCCGUUCAGCCUUUUUUUGUCCCACUUGUUUAUUUGGAAGCCUUUAAUGAAGCUGUUUUAAUUUAAAGAAGAAGAAAAAAACGCGCGAGCCGCCGCUUUUUGCCCACGCGGAUGAAUGUCUUACAUGUAGCCUUCAUGCAAAGGGAAGAAGAGAAGGAGCGCGUGCAGCUAGAGACCAAAUACAGUAUAGACCAAACCAAAUAGUGCAGAAAUCCAAAUAAGACUUUCUAACUCUGCUGGCCUUGUUUUUUCACUGUCGAGCGCGUUGUUAUGCGUCCUUGUUGUGCCGUUUUAAACUGCAAAGCGAAUACCAAAGCCAAGCCCGGCCGGUGAUGCUACAGGAAUAGGCUAGCGACUGUUCUCAUGCCUCCUCACACCUACAGGAAACGUUAACUGGUGAGGAGCGAGAGAGGAGUGUGAGGGGAUAAAAUAAGCUCCCGGGCCUCUAUGUUUACUCAAGGAAAACGAUAUAGCGGAGCAAAGGUAACAGAGAGACGCAGGUGCAUCGACGACAGACAGGUGACACGCAGACUUGUGUGUUUUUAUUAUUAUUAUCAAAGCUUACUUACAAUAGGCCUGCAAUUGUAACACAACUUUUCCUGUAGCCUGUAGAAGUGAGCUCUGAUCUCCGUUCUGUCCGUCUGUGUGUUGGUCUGGACUGUAAGAUAACUGCUUCACUCAAGGGACCAUCCUACAUAAAUAUAUAUAAAUAUCUAAAUAUAAAUACUAUGUUCUAUGCACAUUUACACCAAAACAAAAGCCGAGCACCAGUCUACAGAUGUAAAUAAAGUGCGCAGCUGGGGCUACAUGUGUACACACCUAACGGCGAAUGUUCUGAGCUCUCCAUACCAAAUAUUGUCCAAAAGCUGUCUGCCAGAGAAACGGACGAAAGUGCAGGAGCUUCAGAGGACGACAGAGCUUGUUACAGUACAUCUGACAGAUUAUUUGCAUCAAAACAAGAAGCCGGAGGAAGAUCAUGUUUGUUCCUUUGCCGGUGCCGUUCGUGUUUCAGAGAGCUACCCCUGACCUCAACGCCUGGCGUCUCAAAUCCCCUCUGGCUCUCCGCUCCAACUCCGAUAUCAGGAUGUCAAAGCCAGGAGAGGCUGAAAAAGUCGGGGCUGACUCACCAUUGGAGGGCACAGAUUCAGAGCGGAAUGGACCAGAAUCAAAUCAUCAGACUCAGUCAAUGAAAGCCUGUCCUUUUCCUCUGUCACCAAACCUGAGCAGCACCAAGAAUAAGAUGGAGGAGUGUGCUGACAUGUCCCCAGCCCUCCCUUCCUCUCACGGCCCGACCCCCUCACAGACUGCUCUGCAACACACACAGCUCAUGCUGACCGGCUCCCAGUUAGCAGGGUUGACAGCUCUGUUGCCGGCGCAGCAGCAGCUGUUGCUGCAGCAGGCUCAAGCGCAGCUCCUGGCUGCAGCUGUGCAGCAGUCCAAUGCAGCCCAUGCAGCUCACGCUGCCCACGCAGCCGCCCAAGCCAAUCAGCAAGCUCAGGCAGCUGCAGCAGCCAAUCAGCAAGCCCAGCAGCAGCAGCAGCAGCAACAACAACAACAGCAGCAAGUGGGGCAGCAGACUCAGUCGCAGUCCCAGGGACAGAAUACACAGGAGCAGAGCGCCCAAAGCGUCCCUGUCCCACCUCCUCCAUCCCAGCUCACCCUCUCCCAGCCAAUCCAGCUCACUGCCCAGGACAUUCAGCAGCUGCUGCAGCUACAGCAGCUGGUGUUGGUCCCCGGCCACCCGCUCCCGUCUCCUGCCCAGUUCCUCCUUCCACAGGCACAGCAGAGCCAGCAAGGACUCCUAUCGACACCAAAUCUUAUUCCGCUACCUCAGCAAAACCAAGGGAGCCUGCUCUCUGCUCCGACUAGAAUGGGGCUUCAGGCACAGCGAGAUAAGGGUGUGGAGGUGAGUGGUGGAGGUGUGACCACGGUGCCUUCCGUGACCUCUCACCCCGAGGACCCCAGUGACCUCGAAGAGCUGGAACAGUUUGCCCGCACUUUCAAACAAAGACGCAUCAAACUAGGCUUCACACAGGGAGAUGUAGGCUUGGCCAUGGGGAAGCUGUACGGCAAUGACUUCAGCCAGACCACCAUCUCCCGCUUCGAAGCCCUCAACCUGAGCUUUAAGAACAUGUGCAAGCUGAAGCCACUGCUGGAGAAGUGGCUGAAUGAUGCAGAGACCAUGUCCAUAGACAGCACCCUGCCCAGCCCCAGCUCCCUGUCCUCACCCUCUCUGGGCUUCGACGGCGUUCCCUCGCGCCGCAGAAAGAAGAGAACCAGCAUCGAGACGAAUGUACGUGUGGCCCUGGAGCGCUCUUUCAUGACGAACCAGAAGCCUACCUCAGAGGAGAUCCUGCUGAUCGCCGAGCAACUCAACAUGGAGAAGGAGGUGAUCCGGGUCUGGUUCUGCAACCGCAGGCAAAAAGAGAAGCGCAUCAACCCGAGCAGUGCCACUCCUCCUCUGCCCAACCAGCCCCCCACAGCCCCACCAGCGCACAAGCCACCCUGCUACAGCCCUCACAUGAUGUCCAGCCAGAUGUCACAGGCCGUGACGAGUCUCAGCAGCACAUCGGUGACCACCAUGUCCUCCGUCUGCCCUCUGACUUCCAGCCUCACCUCCACCCACCCCUCUCUCAGCUUAACCCACACCCCACUCAGCUCCACUCCCUCCCCGGCAACUCCACCUCCUCCACCUAUUCCUCCCCGCAGCACAGCCAGCCCGGCCACCCCCAGCCACAGCACACUCAACCUUAACACAGGCUUAUGGCGAAUGGGUAAAAAGAAUGGUGACGUGUCUAACUAUAUCACCGAUUUUGCUGCAAACCUGAGGAACACUGUGAUGGGAGUUAACACAGGGAUGAAUCAAGCCCUCCUCGGUAACAAUCCCCUGGCCACUAUCCAAGCCCUAGCAGCCAGUGGUGGCCACCUACCUCUUUCCACUCUUGAGGGUGGGAGCAAGGUGAUGCUGGGGGCAUCCGGGGGUCAAGGUGGGGGCAUCCCCUCCUCCCUCUUCCUCAACCACCCCGCCCUCCUCCACAUUGGCCAGAAUCCCAACGCCGGACUGGUCAGCACCACCGUAGCCAAACUCUCCCAGUCCUCGCCCUUCCCCUCGGCCAGCAGCAUCAGCCCCACACCCUGCUCCCCCUCUCCCUGCUCCAGCCCCGCCUCUUCCUGCUCCUCCAGCGAAAUGGCACACAGCCCGCCCUCUCUGGGCGGGGCCAAGAUCGAGUGACCCCCUCCAAGGGCCAAUCAGAGAGGAGGAGGAAGGAGGAUACUAUAACCUCGCCUUUCACACCAAAGCUAUCUCUUUCUCUCUCUUGUGCUCUUCUUUCGUUAUUUUUCUUUUCCUCAAUGGCUCUCUCUCUCCUUCUCUCCCAGUCUUUCGAUGCCAAAAAUACACAGAAUGAAAGAGGAGAGAUGGAGGGAAAGAGGUGAAAGAGGGGAGAAGGGAGAGAAAGGAGAAGAUUGAAACCAAAAAUCUUUAUCUAUCCAAAAAAAACAAACAAAGAUGGAAAGGAGGCAACGUGGGACCUUUUUGUCAAGAACACGUGAUGUCGACAAGGCACCUCUCCACUCUUUCUCUUUGAAGGAAAGCAAACCGAUGACUCUUUAACAAAGAGAUGGUAGAGGUGCUCGUCGAAGUGCAUAAACCAAAAAUGACAAAAGAAAAACUUUACUAUAUGACAAAGGAAUGGCGCAAGGACAAAAAAAAUGAAGAAGAGGAGGACUUUGCUUUCUUUUUUUUAUUGUUGUUAUUAUUAAUAAGAAAAGCUGCGGGUCUGAAGGAAGAGGAGUGGGGUGGAUACGUUUAAACCAAAAAUUUACCUGAGGAGGAGGCGGAGGAGGAAUACACAAUGACAAAAAACAAAAAAAAUCCCAAAAAAUCGACAACCAUACCAAAAUCACAAAUACCAAAAACCAAAAAUACGGAGAGAAAAGCUUUAUUCAAAGGACGUGUAAAUACUGAAGCUAUCCAGGACCAGGACUCUACUGCUACUUUCACACAACAUACAUACACACGCACACAUGCACACACACGCCCAUCCAUUCUGCAUCGACUCAUCAUGUCUGCGUCUGCUCAUGUGUUUCCUAUAGGUUUGCAUGUUGGAUUACUUUGAAUGAUUUUCUAACAUCUGCUGUGUAAAAGCUCAUAUACGAUUGUAUGAUAUGUUUCUCAGCCCUGCUCUAUCUUCAUGUGUGUUUAAGUCUCUUUACCUACCUCUGGUCGCAAGAGCAUAGGAUAGUUUGACUUUAACUUCAUAGCAGGCCUGACAUGUUUUACACUUUGAGAAGAUUUUUUUCUUUUCUUUUUUUUUUUGUUAACUAUUUAUUAGUGCCAUUAUGAACGGUUUAGCUGGUAUUUAUUUUGUAUGCUGUUGUAGUGUUAGCUUUGGAGUGUGAGUCAUUGUCAUUGUCAUCUUCAGGGUUUCCGCCAGAACAGAGAACAAAAAGCUAUCGGGUCCAGCUGGGGAUUUAAGGUGGCACUCGGUUAAAGGUGGCGCUCAAUGGCUCCUCGCCCGCCGUCAUGCACGGCCUACUGGCAGGACAGCAGGACUGUGUAGGUGCGGCUUUUGCUAUUUCUGUGCCGAUGGUGAGAAAACGGGAGAAAGGGAGGCACAGUGCGUUUCUCUCUCCUCUUAACAUGAAGAUAAAAUAAUGUAGGCUAUACCAGCAGGAGAGCGCGGUUAACCUUGUUUACAUAACCCCCAAAAAAAGAUCCCAGCCAACAGCUUUAGUCUUUAAAUAAGUAAAGUAAAAACUUGCCCCUCAGUUUGGACCCAGAGAUCCCGUGAGGGGCUUGCAAUACGCUGACGGAAACCCUGAUCUUGAUCUUCAUCGUGGACGUGUCUGUCUUCAUGGCAUCUUGUUUUUAAUGUGAACCUUCUCUGCAGGAACAUACGUUACAGUGAUAAUAAAACGCUCAUCUCAGCCCUCACCAAGUGCCAAUAGUUCAAAGAUAAAGAGUUGGCACAUUUCAAGGAGUGAAUGAAUUUUUUUAUUUUAUUUUUUCUUAUCAAGACCUAAACAUUUUCUGUUGUGCUUAAUCAGACCCGUUCUUUGCUCGGUCUUAAAGAUAACCCAUUAUCGGUGACUCCACGGCUUAAAUGAACACGCCCUGCUAAACUUCACACUCUGAAAAUGAUGUUUGUAAAGAGUGGUGACCGUUUGGAAAGUAUGAAAUGGGGCUGUGAUUGGAGAUUUGCAGGAAUCACCGUUUGAGAUUGAAGGCUAAACAAGUCAAUAAAGCCAAGUUUAGUCACAGCUGGCUCUCGUUCCUGCCUCGUCAAUCAGCGUAGACGUCCUGACACCUGUAUGUCUAGACAUGUUUACUGAUAUUUGUCUGUUUCCAUCAUCACCCCAUCAAUCAUUUCAUUUUCCACCUCAGACUGCCAUUAAUUCUCAAAUGGAAACCAAAGCAUUUUUUCAAGGCUGGGCUUUUCUAUAAGAGCCGCAGCCAAGACACAUGAACACAAUACAGAGACAGAGGUGGAGAUGAGGGGGGCGGGGGGAGCUGAGAACAGGAGGGUAACACUGGAAGAAGCCCCCACUCCCCUCUGCUGUAAUCCCCUCCACCCGGCCCGUCCAAGAAACCCAACUCGGGAAGGGGGGGUUUCUUUAUUUAUACGGGACUGAUCCUUUACUACAACAAAGAAGGGUAUGCUGGGACACGCUGUAGUGAGCAGGGAGCAGGUGUCACAUGUUUUUUGUUGUUUUUGCUUUUUUUUUUUUUUUUUUUAAAGAGGAUACCAAAAAUAAACCCAAACCAAAUAAAAACCAAACAAACCCAAAACCCAAGGAGCGACAGAAGCAAACCAAAAAGAACCCAAACCAAAUGUGGCUGGAGGGAGGAGGACGGGAGGAGGACACGGUGCAGGAGAUGAAACAAACGAAGCAUCGCUGUGUGUCUGUCUGUAAGCGUCAGGGCUGCAGUGCCAGCCUGUCUGAAACUGUGUAGCAUGGAUGGAGGCGACUUAGAGGAGCAACAGACGGCUCCUCCCCUCCUCUGCCCCCCCCUCUCCAGCUCAGCUCUCUGGUCCUGGAUGGAGCUAAACGCAAAUGACCUCACUGAACUGAAAUCUUAUUUAAAAGGAAAAAAAAUCUGUUUUUAUUUUUCUGUUGGUUGGUUCCGAUUGUUUUAUCUUUGCUGUGUCUCUUGAUGCCGUUUUAUGUACUGUACUUUAGUGCUUAUUACUACUUAUUUGGGAUAACGUACUCGCUUACUUACUACAAGAGCUAUUUUUUUUGUAGUCGUGCUAGAGAUUUUUAUCAGGUGGUUGGAAAAAAAUACUGUGAAAAUUUAGCUUCCAGAUUUUUAUUAGAUAAAGAAACGGACUGUCUCGGCAGAAAAAAAAACUGAAGACGAACACAAUAAGCCAAAAACGAAAAGAGUUGAAUAGCAAACCUUAAAAAAAAUUAAAAAAUGCCAAACCAAAUGAACCAAACCAAAAACACAAAGUGGGCAGGGACAGAUACCGCCUUUUCUGCACAAGGGUGGAGAAAUGUGUUGGUCUCAGUUAGUCUGAGUGUGUUUUUCUGUAUUUAAGCGGUGAGAAAAAUAAAAGGUUAGCAGUGAUCUCUUGUCACUAAUCCCGAAACCCAAAGACAGCAGCGUGAAACGCGCUCACAGAUACAGAACAACACACACAGCGAAGGCCUCGGUUAAGGUGAUGUGUUGCAAGUUGGACGCAAACGUAUCCAAAGAAUAUUUGGUUUGAUGCGCACCGGAAAAAGACAGUCGACACACGAGAAUCGUUUCACAAACCAAGCUUUAGAUGUGGGGAGAAGGGGCGUGGUCGCACCUUAAAGGUGAAUCCUUUCCUCCACGUUGACUCUUAGACGGAAUGUACCUGUUAGUGCUUCUAUAGAUUUUGUAGAAAAAAAAGAUCUAUGUUCUACUGCUUACUUAUCGCUAAUGUAUUAAAAAGAAAAAAUGCUUACAAAAAAGACUUUGAGAAAAAAAAAGAUCCUUAAAAAACAUUGAUGAUAAUAACUUGAUUUUAGACCAAAAAUUUAAACUAUCUCUCUUUGGAUUUUUCUUUCUCCUUGUUAAUCAUGAUUUAGACUUUUGAUUGUACUAUUUAUUCAGGGUAGAGUUGGUUUGUUUGCUUGUCUUUAUCUUUGCUAUUUAUUUGGUAAUUUAUUCCUAUAGUUGUUUUUUCAUUUUCCUAUUUUGGGGAUGUAUUUGUCAUGUUUUUCUUUUCAACACCCUUCUGAGGUUCUUUCUUCUGUCUUCAAACCAAAUAAUACCAGAAAUGCCAACGCAGGUUCUGUUAGGGGGGGUUAUAUGAAGAUAUUCCCUUCCUUUCCUCAUCGAGACGACUUUCCUCUUAAAGGGGAAGGGAAGCACGCAGCGGUGAGAGGUAGCACUGUGCGGACCGACGCUUCAUGAUUUGCAGGGGCGCAGGUUUUGUGGACGUACUUUGUGUCUGGGUGUAAUUAAAAGAAAAAGUUGGUCUAAAAUCCAGCGUCGGUGCAGGGAAAGGAUAAAUAUGAUUUGUAGCAUGAAGUGUUCUUUGAGGCACAAUGCUGCCUCUGUUCUCUAUCUUUUCUCCACAGGGAGAACACACAAAGCUUUACAGCUACACAACCAAAAACACAAAAGAAGAAGAUCAACUAGGGCCAAGGCUUCGCUGUUUUUUACAUGAUAGAGAGGAAAGAAGGAGGCAAAGGAGAAAGAGGGUGAUUUUGAAUUCCCAGCUGUAAAUUGCCUUCUAACGUCUCACUUUGUCUCCGUUUCUGUUUUUUCUUUCCGUUUCCACUUUUUGUGUAAGGUGCUUUUGCCUUCUUUUUAAAUUUCCUCCAUCCACUGUAGGAUGUAAGAGAGAGAUAGUUCAUCAUAUACCUCAUAUUCUUUGAUGAUAAACCAAAUAGAUGAAUGCUUUAAAUCGCGGGGCUCCAGUGGGUAUUGGGGUAUGGGGACGUGUGGACUGUGUGCUUGUACUGACUGGAAGCGGCACGGUGAGGUCAAAGGUCAUUAUUCUUUAUGGACAAAAGGUUUGGGAACAAUUUGGGAGGGGACCAAAUCCUUGGAUGGAUUGUAGUUUUGGUGCAGUUUAGGGUUAAAAGGCCCCACUGGUUUACGCUCCAGUCUACACUCACACACACACACACACACACACACACACACACACACACACACACACACACACAUGCCUUGUCCCCCUGAAAACCACCCCCGCUGUCUGUGUUGAGCUUUGAACACAGCCCUCUCCUCACAUCCUACCCUCACUGCUGCCUCCCUGUCAAACAUGCACUAUGGGCUUAAAGCUGCUCUUCUGACAUCAAAUCUGGAUCUGUUAUAGACUUUAUAAAGCUUCCAGGUUUGUGCCUCGGAGCAACUUUAGCCCUCUUUCGCCUUUGGGUCUUUAUUGCCCAAUCUGAUCAGUCCACGUGCAUCAGGAGGCGCCGUAGGGCAGGUAGCCACGGGGACGGCUGAACCCGAGCUUGCUAGGUGACGCAUCCAAACACGUUUCACAACUCUGUGUGUGUACGUGUGUGUUUAUGUGUAUGUGUGUUGAGAAAGUGGAAGUUGGAGGGAGAGAUGUACACAUGAUCAAAACAUCUGGAUUCUUCCUGAGAGUUCAGAUGUUUCAUCUUUUUUUCCCUACUCUCUGUCUCUCUCGAACCUCGGGGUUUGAGGGACCGGGUGCAAAGUGCAGGUCUCUGUGGCAGGGAUACCCCCUUAGCGAAUGAUACCAAAGUCAAUGCCCUGCCAUGUGACCCAGCGCGAUGUUCACGCUCCCAAAAAUCCUGACGUUGCAAUAACUGUCAGGCAUUCUCCUCCAUAAAAUCUUUACAGAAGUUGUUCUUUGUUUUUAAACACAGUUGCACACUGGAGGGAUGAAAUGUUCGCUUUCUUGCAGAAUGUUAGAUAAGGUUACAGUAGCAUAUAAAGCCAAUGCGGCCAUGGUGAUGCCAAAGAUUGUCUUGUAAAGUUCAGCUGUGAAGCCUCAAGUUUCAUAUUUUGGUUGUCGCCUUCUUUUAAUCAAAAACAAGCCGUCACAUUGGCAGAAAUGGAAACUGAGGGUGGCUGCAUCCUCGGAUAGUAGCAACUGUCAGUCACACUAAAUCCUCUUGACUUAUUUCUUGCAAAUGGAAGAGUCUCCUCCUGCUGGCCAUUAGAAAGAAUGCAGGUCUAAGGCACUCCCCCCCCCCCUCCCCCUCCCUUCUGGCUUGACUUUUCAGACCCAUCUUUAUAUACAGUCUUUAACAUUUUAACCACUGAGCUUAAGAGGUGUGGGUUGGUGUUUUGUUUUUUUUAACCUGUGGAUUGUAGAGGUGUUGAACUGAAUCUUUUCUCAGUCACGCAUCCCACAGUGGAGACUAGAAGUGCUGUUGUCAGAUCAGCCUUUGUACACGGUAGAUCAAACUGGCUAAAAAAAAGCCACACAUGAACAGGUUUAGAUUUUGCACCAACCUGAAAAUAGCUGCUUGAAUUUAAUGCAAAUGUUAACGCUUCUGCUCUCUGCUGGAUGUACCAAAGUGCAUUUAAACUGUAGUGCUUCACUUAGAGUGAAGCUUUGAUGACUGACUGCCAAUGCAGUGAGCCAGCAUGUGACUGAGGGUAAAGUUGAGAGGAUGGUGGUUUAUGUCGGUGUGACUUUUCUGUUCAUGUUUCUCAACACCAGCUCUCCUUGUGGAUGUUAGGAAGGAACCUUGUUGCACGCACCCGUAAAGUAUUACUAAGGCUCCCUAUAGCACCAUGAGUUAUUACAUCCUGGAACUUAGAAGAAAGUGAAUGCUGCUUCCUUUCUUUAUGCUACACCAGUCUACCGACAACCCUGGACUGUAGCUUCAGAUCUACCCUACAGUCACGAUCAUCUUAUCUAACAAUCAGCAAGAAAGCGAAUGAGCCCAUUUCCCAUCUAAAACGUCUGACUAUUCUUUCAAAAUGUGAGAAAGUAGUCAAAUUUUGUCGCUGCGCACGAAGCCAUGAGAGAUGUAACUGCUGAAGAGUGAGAGACACAGCAAGCUGAGCAAAAGAAAGCUCGUCUUCCUCUGCCCACUCUCAUCCACACAGACACGCUCUUCCGCUCCUUCAUCCAUCCCUUCUCUCUCUCCCUCUUCCACAAUGCAGCUUUAAUCCAAAGGUUCUCCUGCAACACAGCAAAGCAAGUCAGAUGUUAAAGAAUAAAACCAAAGAGCUCUAACUUGACCUUCUCUUCUACACAAAGCUUCUCCGCUCCAUCCUUCACCUCUCUCUCCCUCGAUCUCCAUCCCACCCUUUCUGUCGUCUCCCCUCUGAAUCCUUAUGUCACCUAGCGAGCCGGUCUGAAGCAUUAACCUCAGCUAUCCAAAGGGAUAUAAUAAUAAUGAUAAUAAUUAAGAUGAUGAUGAUGAUGAAAUGUAUAUUUUUAAGUAUUUGUCAUUGGAAAAAUAAUCUUAAGCUUCUCAUAAUUAUGAUGAUCACGGUGAUGACGACGAUGAUGACGAUGAUAAUGAAGUUUCUCUUGGUAUCUUUGUAGCUGUUCUGAUCCUUCUUAAGUUUGUGUCCUUUCUGCUUGUGCUGCCAGAGUACUGCUUUAACUACCAUCACCUCCCUCCCUCCCUCUGCACCCACCUACCCCUGCUUUUCAUUUGCUUCACCCCGAUGUUUGGUCCUAACAUCUACCUGUAUGACCUUUACCCCUGGAUGUUUGUCUACACCUGUGUGUGCGUGUGUGUGUGCAAAAGAGAGAGCGGGAGAAAGAGCGAGCUGUAAAACUCUGACGAGGGGAAGUUUGAGAUUUUUUUUGCUGGAAGCGGUCGGUGGGCCGACCUAGUCUGUUGAAUCUACCUGUGGGUGUGUCUGUGUGUUUGUCUGUGUGUGUAUGUGUGUGACUGGGUGGGAUUUGGGUCGUUGGAAAGUGGGAUGGGUGUGGCAGACAAAAAGAUUGUUCUUUGGAGAAUAACGAACUCCAACACAUGACCUGUUAUGUCAACUGUAACGUGCUGUUUGCCAACUUCCCAGUACAUGUAGCUUUAAUUCCCACUGCCACAAUAGUCCGUGUGUGUGUCUGAGUGUGUGUGUGUUACUGCGGGUAGGGCUGCGUGACUGUCACUCCUCCCCCUUUUGUGUCUUCCAUCCUGUGAGCAGCCCCCCUCCCCUUCUGUCUGCCCCCCUUUAUUCUCCCUUGUGGUAGCAAGUUAGCCUUUUACUGUAUUUAUCUUGAAAACCAAAAAAAAAGGAAGAAAAAUAACUGCUUGUUCAUUGUACAGUGUUGUUCAUUUUAAGUCAUUUUUGUAACUGAAAGUGUUUCAUUCAUCCAAAUAAAACAGGAGACAAAAACUGUACAGACGA